GCCAGGCUGCUGGCUCUACAAUCUGUUCACGGGGGCGCUCCAAGAACCCCUGCGGCAUGAAGUGAAUAAGCAGCUCUGCCUGGGGCUCAGGAAAGGGGUCAGCGAUCUGGAGUGCGCCCUGAAGAUCAUGCCAGUCACAGCCCGACUCGACCCCUUCGCUGCCUUUGACUACUCCUUGGUCAGCAAGCCGAUGAUUGCCAGGGACCAUGGGGACAUGGACCUGAAGGGCGAGUUCUAUGGCGUGGGCAAACACACUGAGAGCCCCUUCUCCCCCGCCCCCUUCCUGCUGCCGGACGAGGGGGACCGCAUGCUGCUUCUCGGCCUCUCCGAGUUCUCGGCCAACUCGGCUGCCUUCGUCUACUUCACCGCAGGGGCCUUGCGGAAGAAGCUCACGGACAGCAUGAUCCCAAAGCGCUCCCCCAUCCGGCUGAACACGCGCAGCUUGGGGCUCUUCUGCCCACAGUUGGAGCAUGUCAGUCGUGCAUGA
Pelodiscus sinensis (Chinese soft-shelled turtle) is the source of this 487-nucleotide messenger RNA. Lineage: Eukaryota; Metazoa; Chordata; Testudines; Trionychidae. The record is from RefSeq and is a predicted model, not a curated record.